UCACUCUCCCAUUCGUCCUUUCCCUCUCGUCGGGAUUCAUACCUACACCCCCCUUAUACUCUCUCUCCCCUCUUCACUGUCUCUCACUAAACACACAUCCCCUUUUCUUUCUCUCUCCUCUAUCCACCCAUCACUCCAUUUCUCUCUCUUCAAUUUUCCCCCAAUUUUCUCUCCCUCAAUUCCCACUCAUCACCAAUGCAGAAUCAUCACCGUCAUCGUGCUUCCGAUCUAUAAUAAUCAUCUAUAUCUCUUCCUCCACCUCUUAAUUUCAAUUUUCCGUUUCAGAAAAAUGCUGGAAGCAAUGGAAAGUUCAGUGAACGGUGGUUUCUCGCAGCAUUUACAAAGCUUCGGUGAUAGCAGUGAAGAAGAACUCUCGGUUCUUCCACGUCACACCAAAGUCGUUGUAACCGGAAACAAUCGCACCAAAUCGGUACUCGUUGGUCUUCGUGGUGUUGUCAAGAAAGCUGUUGGACUUGGAGGUUGGCAUUGGCUGGUUCUCACCAAUGGUAUUGAAGUGAAGCUGCAGAGGAAUGCUCUUAGUGUGAUUGAGCCACCUACUGGCAAUGAGGUAGAUGAUGACCUUGAAUUUGAGAAUACUCAGUGGCAUGGAUCAGAUAUGGCAUCUGAUGAAACUCAAAAGUCCCACAAAUCAAGGCAUAGAAUCCAUAGAUCAUUAGGAUCAUCUCACAAGAGCAUGAGCAGGUCCUUCUCUGUUGAUUCACAAUCCAAGGGAUCCAUUUCUAUGCCUCAUGGGUGGACGGUUGAUUUGAGCAAAUUGGAAAUGGCUGCAUUGUGGAGAUAUUGGCGACACUUCAAUCUGGUGGAUGCUGUUCCAAACCCGUCCAAAGAGCAGCUGGUAGAUGUUGUUCAGAGGCAUUUCAUGUCGCAGCAAAUGGACGAGUUGCAAGUUAUUCGAGGAUUUGUCAAAGCUGCAAAGAGGUUGAAGACAACUAUGUGCAAAUGAUGGAGCUGAGCUGAGCUGAACAAAAUGCUGCUGAUAUUUAUGAAGUUAUAUAUUCUAAUGCUAACAAAGAUAAUGGUGCCUAAUAUGAAUAUCCACUUCCCUUGGUACUAUGUAACAUAUUUAGCAAUACUAAGUAGUAAGUAUCUAUCGGAUCUCAAUUAGUAGUAGGUUGAUUAAGAGGUUAUAUAUAGAAUGACUCUUUUGUAGCAUCACCUAGUUAUCUUAUGUAGAUAUGUGACCAAACAACUUGGAUCUUGAGUGAAGUUUUAAGGCCUCCUUUAGCUUUUGAUUAUAAUGUUCUGCUCCCAUGGGAAGUGGGUUUCCUUAUACUUGUGCUUGUAUAUAUCUCCUAUUCUGCUUCUCUUAA
This is a messenger RNA of Vicia villosa (hairy vetch), 1331 nucleotides long. RefSeq lists its product as uncharacterized. The record is from RefSeq and is a predicted model, not a curated record. The transcript is spliced from 6 exons. Gene Ontology annotation, biological process: regulation of DNA-templated transcription. Gene Ontology annotation, molecular function: protein binding; transcription coregulator activity. The coding region runs from base 290 to 964 and encodes 224 amino acids. NCBI's taxonomy places the organism in Eukaryota, Viridiplantae, Streptophyta, Magnoliopsida, Fabales, Fabaceae. Gene Ontology annotation, cellular component: histone deacetylase complex.